CGCUCUCAUGAGAAGAUUUCAUGCCAGAUUUGUGAAAAUGCGUGAAAUUAAAUAAAAUUCUAAAUUUGCACAGAGCACUUUACAAGUGACACGCUGGCAGUGAAUUAGGCCUGUAAGCACAAUGUGAAAGCUGAAAUCAGCUUGAAAAGUGAAAAAUUCAACAAUUGGAAAAAGUGAAGAUUGAAAAAUUGCUAACUGGAGGUUUUACACAUUUUUAAAGAAAUUAAAAUUGGUUGAUUUAACAAGGGCUAAAAUGGUGUUCAGAGGUUUCAGCAUAGCUGUUGCCGCCGCACUGCUCAUUUAUGCCCCCGUCGCCCCCUGUCCCUCCCCCUGUACAUGCAGGAGUAACACUGUAGAUUGCUCGAAUUCUGGCUUAAAAGAAUUUCCGUCUGAUAUACCGAGGGAUACGGUCAAACUUGACUUGAGCUACAACGAGCUGACCAGCCUGGCUCCUGGUAGCCUGGAGAACCUGCCCUACCUACGGAUACUACAGCUGGACAACAACAAUAUCAACUGUAUUGAUGGAGAGGCAUUCCGGUCCCUUCCUCAGUUGGUCUCCAUUACACUACAGAACAAUAAUCUUAGCACUGUUCCAGAGAACAUUAAACACAGUUUACCGAGACUUCAAUCCCUUAGGCUUGAACCGAAUCCUCUAAAAUGUGACUGUGGUCUAGACUGGAUUCUCAACUUUGACACUUUGGCAACUUUAGCUCGGUGUCAAUCGCCCUAUUCCUUGUCUGGAAAAAGGAUUGCUGAACUGAAAAAGAAGGAUUUUAAAUGCACAGGUGAAUCGGUAAGUUUAUCCUGUACUGGAAGACAGGAGAGCUCUCAGUGCCCCCCAGGAUGUAAAUGCAUGGAAGGAAUUGUCGAUUGCAGGAACAGAGGGUUGACCGCAAUACCUUCAGUUUUGCCUGCAGAGAUGACGGAAAUACGGUUGGAGCAGAAUCAGAUAACAGAGAUACCAGCCAGGGCGUUCACCAGCUAUCCCAGGCUCAAACGGAUAGAUCUGAGUAACAACGAAAUCUCAAGUGUUGCUGGUGAUGCUUUCAGGAAUCUUAAAUCUCUCAAAUCAUUGGUUUUGUACGGAAAUAAGAUCACCCAUCUCCCCUCAAGACUAUUUGAUGGUUUAGCUUCUCUUCAACUUUUGUUGAUUAAUGCAAAUAAGAUUCAGUGCAUUCAAGCAGAUACAUUCGUUGGCCUAGACUCACUCAACCUUCUACACCUAAAUUUUUACUGCAGUCACCUUGCCCGGAACCCGUUCACGUGCGAUUGCCGCGUAAGCUGGUUGGUCGACUGGAUGAACCGGUUUCCAGUAGAGACAUCUGGUGUCAGGUGUGAGGAACCAAAGAAGCUGAACAGAAAAAAGAUGUCUUCUCUUAAUAUCUCACAACUUAAAUGUUACGGAACGGAGAAAUCCGACGAAUGCGCAAACUCUGAAGAAUGUCCGAAGGGUUGUUACUGUCAAGAGAAGACUGUUGACUGCUCUGGACGAGGAUUAAAGGAUGUCCCCAGCAAUAUUCCAACAACCACACAAAGGUUAAUCCUAGCAGAUAACUUUAUCAAGAAAAUAUCUGCUUUCGGACUCUUCAAUAGGAUCCCUAGUCUGGAGACCCUGGAUCUCUCGAGGAACAAAAUUGAUGAAAUUGAACAAGGAGCAUUCGAGGGAGCUGCGAGCAUAAAGGAAAUAAUACUGUCUGAGAAUGAAUUGGUUGAGGUGAACGGACCAAUGUUUCGAGGGCUGGUCAACUUAAACAAACUCUCACUGUACGGAAAUAGAAUCAGUUGUGUGACCCCUGGUGCCUUCGAUGAGCUGACCGGUCUUGAAUCCUUAAACCUGAUUUCUAAUCCAUUCAACUGUAAUUGUCAUAUGGCCUGGUUUUCAGACUGGAUCCGACAAAAAGGAUUAACUACAAGUGGGGCGAGAUGUGUAUCCCCGGUACACCUGAAGACCAGACCUAUCCAUAGUCUUGCCAGCCAUGAGUUCAGAUGUACAGGAGAUAAUGAUGGAGGAUGUUUAGGAGAUAACUACUGCCCCCCUGAGUGCACAUGUACAGGAACUAUUGUCCGGUGCAGUCAUGCAAAGCUGCAGGAAGUACCGAAGGGAAUCCCACGUGAGACCUCUGAGCUGUAUCUAGAUGUUAACGAGAUUAAGAAUAUAGACACAAACAGAUUAAACCAUCUGAAAUCUUUAACAAGGCUAGAUCUGAGUAACAAUCUUCUUACCGUCCUUCCACCUCAAGUAUUCUCAAAUCUCUCAAGACUUGCAACUCUUAUUGUUUCAUACAAUAAACUACAAUGCGUUCAGGAACACGCUUUUGGUGGUCUCAAGAAUUUAAGAAUUCUGUCUCUUCAUGGCAACGAUAUAUCUGUUAUACCAGAGGGAGCAUUUACAGAUACAACAGCUAUAACUCAUCUAGCGCUUGGGUCGAAUCCGUUUUACUGUGACUGUGACAUGAAGUGGUUGAGUGAAUGGGUUAAAACUGAUUAUAUUGAACCAGGGAUUGCAAAGUGUUCAAGCCCGCCUGAAAUGAAGGAUAAACUGUUGCUUACAAGCCAUACUUCUAUGUUCCAGUGUAUAGGUUUCUUUGUAAAAGACGACAUGCAGAUUUUUAACUUUACAUAUUUUAGAUGUGAAUGCCAAACUGGAUUUGAAGGUAUGCGAUGUGAGGUGAAUGUGAACGACUGCGAAGGAAACCUGUGCGAAAACAACUCGACAUGUAUCGACAAAGUCAGCGACUAUGAAUGUCGUUGUAAGCCGGGCUAUGAGGGCCGCUACUGUCAGACCAAGAUUGCUUUCUGUAAUGUCAACGGGAAUCCAUGUUCUAAUGGUGGAAAGUGUAAAGAUCAUUUCACCCACUAUACUUGUGAUUGUCCGUCUGGGUUCUCAGGGUUAAACUGUACCACAAAUGUGGAUGAUUGUGCGAACCACAUGUGUCAAAAUGGCGGAUCGUGUGUGGACGGGGUUAACAAGUACACGUGUGAGUGUCCGGCAGAAUUUACUGGAAAGUUCUGUGAAAUUGAACCAAUGGUUGCCCAGAUGUACCCGCAGACCUCACCGUGUACUCAGCAUGACUGCAAACAUGGUAUUUGCAUGGAUAUUCCAGGAUCCAGUGAUUAUAUGUGCAAGUGUGCUCCUGGAUACAGUGGGAAAAGAUGCGAGUAUUUAACAAGCCUCAGCUUUACUCAUAACUCAUCCUACGUAGAACUGGAACCCCUCCAUAUGGUUCCUGCAGCGAAUGUAACAAUUACUUUUGCUACUGAACAAGAAAAUGGUGUUCUUAUUUACGCAGGGGAUUACCAGCACCUGGCAGUUGAACUAUUCCGUGGGAGGAUCCGAGUUAGUUAUGAUGUUGGAAAUAAUCCUGUCAGUACAAUGUUCAGCUAUGAAAUCCUGUCUGACGGAAAGUCCCAUCAAGUUGAGUUGUUGGCGAUCAAGAAGAACUUUACACUGAGGGUAGAUGGAGGGCUCGCCAGAUCUAUCGUGAACGAAGGAGAGAAUGAUUAUCUAACUGUACAUAACUCUAUGUACGUUGCUGGCAUGCCGGGCGAGGUAGCGGAGAAAGCUCUCAAACUUUGGCAUCUCAGGAACGCAACAAGUUUCAAUGGAUGUUUACGAGAGGUUUAUGUUAACGACAAACUUGUGGAUUUUCUUCAAGCUGCAAAAAGCAGGCAUAAGGUUUCUCCCGGUUGUUCCCUUUAUCAAGAUGAACAACCCAAUGCCAACCCUUGCGACUCAAACAGAUGUGCUGAGGGACAGUGUGCUCCAUCUAACGGUGGCGGGUACAGAUGUAUUUGCAGGACAGGGUACACAGGACAGUUCUGCGAUGUACUAGGAAAGCAAUCCCGAUCCCGAACUAAAUCCCGAAACCGAUCCCGAUCCCGAACAAGCAGCACGGCACCGGCUUCCGGUCAGAGACAAAGAAUAACUUCCAAGAAAUGUCGCAAAGAUAAAUUUCGAGAUUAUUAUAUCGAACCUAAUGGAUGCAGGUCCGCCAAACCUUACAAGAUGUCAAAUUGUGUUGGAAGUGAUUCUUGUGGCGCAACCAAAUCAAGAACAAGAAGUGUUAGGUUUGUCUGUUCUGACGGCCGAAAGUACAAAAAGGAUGUGGAGAAUGUUCGUCGAUGUGGCCGAAAGCGUGACGUUUUCGGCUAAGAAUAAAAAAAAAA
This is a messenger RNA of Eurytemora carolleeae, 4167 nucleotides long. RefSeq names its product protein slit (gene sli). The transcript is spliced from 40 exons. Gene Ontology annotation, molecular function: calcium ion binding; heparin binding; Roundabout binding. NCBI's taxonomy places the organism in Eukaryota, Metazoa, Arthropoda, Copepoda, Calanoida, Temoridae. The coding region runs from base 254 to 4153 and encodes 1299 amino acids. The record is from RefSeq and is a predicted model, not a curated record. Gene Ontology annotation, biological process: axon guidance; negative chemotaxis.